AUGUCGUUGGCUAAAAAUAAUAUCAGGUAUUUGGAGCCAGGAAUGCUACAUGACUGGCUACAGACUGGAGUCAAGGUACAAGUCCUUGAUGUGAGGGAUUAUGACUAUAAUGAAGGUGGACAUAUUCGAGGAGCAAUCAACUAUGGAUAUCGGGAUUUUCAAUCCCAGUUGCCUAUUAUAGCAUCUAAAGAGUUGGAAGACCCCAGCUCAAAUGUAUUUGUUUUUCACUGUAUGAGGUCUCAACAGAGAGGUCCCAGAUGUGCAUUGCGGUUCAAAAAAUAUGUAGAAGAGCAUUAUUCAGACUACAAUGUUGUAGUGUAUGUCUUGCGAGGUGGGUAUAUUAAUUGGUACAAUUUAUUUUCUGACUCUCCACUAACAGAGGAAGGCCAGUAG
Dujonia railenensis is the source of this 393-nucleotide messenger RNA. The record is from the annotation of a GenBank genome assembly. NCBI's taxonomy places the organism in Eukaryota, Fungi, Ascomycota, Pichiomycetes, Serinales, Debaryomycetaceae.